UAAUUACCAUGGAAUGGAGAYGAGCUCCUCCAGAACGUAUAAAGGAGAACUUCCAUUCUCGUCCGGAGUAGCUGAGGAUCCUUCAUUCUCCUUUCUCCUCCUGUUUCACCACCUCCUCCACCGACUCUCCCACCUGRAAGUGCUGCCAUGAGACGAUAUUUCUCCAGAUACGGGGAUGGGAAUUUCAGCUCUUCUUCCGCUCAUUGUGGGACCUUGGGUGGUGGAGAUGGAAGAUUCGUGAGGUUUGGGCAAGGGUAUGGCAGCAGGAGCGUCCACAACCUCGGAGGGUUCAGGAAUGUCUAUGCUGGUGGAGGUUAUGGAGGAGAAGGAGUAGGAUAUGGGAGAUGCUUUGGGUUUGGUGGCUGGAGACAACCUGAGAGGGGCUUUGGUGGAAGAGGAUAUUUUGUGGGAACUUUCCAAGGUGGUGAAACAGGGCUUGGUGGCACCUACAGAGGAAGUUCAGGCAGGGAGGUGUUUGGAGGAGGGGCACAAGGGGCUGGAAGAGAAUCGGGACAGGCUGGAGUUCUCCGAGGCAUUGAGGAGGUCCACGUCAACACCAGCCUGCUGAGGCCAAUAGAGCUCCAGGUGGACCCGGAGUUCCAGCGAAUGCGCUCGGAUGAGAAGGAGCAGAUCAAGGCUCUCAACAACAAAUUCGCGUCGUUCAUCGAGAAGGUUCAAUGUCUGGAACGGCAGAACCAGGCACUCUUGGCCAAGUGGGAGCUCCUGCAGCAGCAAAGCUCUGGCCCUGAGGAGAGCAGGAACAUCAACAGCUUCUUCCAAGCCUACAUCACCAACCUGCAGCGGCAGCUUGAGACACUCCAGAGCCAAAAGGAGCAGCUGGAUCCYGAAGCUUACAACAUGCUCCAGCUUGUUGAGGAUUAUAAAAACAGAUUUGAGGAUGAGAUCAACAAACGCACAUCCAAGGAGGAGGAGUUUGUGGAGCUUAAAAAGGAACUGGACAGUGCCUACAUGGGAAAAAUGGAGUUUGAUGUCCGGGUGGAUAUCCUGAGGCAGCAGCUGGAGUUCCUCCAGUGYUUAUAUGCAGCUGAGCUGUCCCAGUUGCAAACGGUUGUUGGGAACGCUGACGUUGUUCUGUCCAUGGACAAUCACAGGGAGCUGAACAUGGAUGGAAUCAUCGAGGAGGUCAAGAARGAAUAUGAGGGGAUGGCCCAGAGGAGCAUGGCCGAAGUGGAUGCCAUGUACCGGGGCAGGUACCAGGACCUGCAGAACAUGUGGGAGAAUCAACAAGAACAGCUGAGGAGCAGUCACCAGGAAAUCCUGGACCUCGCCAGGGAGAUUCAAAGACUCCGACCAGAAAUUGAAAUUGCAAAGAAAAGGAAUUCCAGCCUCCAGGACUCCAUUAAAGACGCCGAGCACCGUGGGAGCUCAGCCCUCAGGGACGGCCAGGAAAAGCUCCAGGAGCUGGAAAAAGCCCUCCAACAGGCCAAGGAUGACCUUUCUCGCCUGGUCCGUGAUUACCAGGAGCUCCUGAACGUGAAGCUGGGUCUGGACAUUGAGAUCGCCAUGUAUCGRUCGCUCCUUGAGGAGGAGGAGAACAGAAUCCAGGAAGGAUCACCAGCCACAAUCUGUGUAAUUGACCACAAUGCCAGAGUUACUGAAGUCUUUGGAGGCAUAAAAAGUGGGAAGGGAGGAAUGAGCUCUGGUGGUACCAGUGGAAGCAGCAUAAAAGGGCCGAUCUCUGGAGGGGGAAAAGGUGGAAGCUCUGGAGGAGGUGGAUCCUGCUAUGGUGGGGGUGGAUCAAGUUAUGGAGGUGGAAAAGGCU
This is a messenger RNA of Malurus melanocephalus (red-backed fairy wren), 1783 nucleotides long. Its product is annotated as keratin, type II cytoskeletal 1-like. The record is from RefSeq and is a predicted model, not a curated record. Gene Ontology annotation, molecular function: structural constituent of skin epidermis. The annotation marks the transcript as partial. The transcript has 9 exons. NCBI's taxonomy places the organism in Eukaryota, Metazoa, Chordata, Aves, Passeriformes, Maluridae. Gene Ontology annotation, biological process: keratinization; intermediate filament organization. Gene Ontology annotation, cellular component: keratin filament.